AUGAACAUGAGUAUCAGAAGACAACGAGGAGAGGAAUCAGCAUCAUGUCUGUGCAAGGGAACUUCUCAAUCUAUUCCUCAGGAGUCAACAAUACAGACAGUAAUCAAAGACAGCCAGUCAAGGGAGGGGGUCCAGAACAUACAGCAGCUACUUAACAGAUGCCUGUUAAACAUAUCAGUGACUGCAUUUGGAGAGCUACUGGGGAUCUCUUUUUCUGAGCUCUCAAUGGCAAACGAUUCACAUGCUGAAUCUUACCUGUGCCAAACGUCCACUACAAGCGUAGUCCUGCCCAUUAUCUACACCAUUAUGUCUAUCACUGGCCUGCCAGGGAAUGCUAUUUCUCUCUGGGUGUUCAUGCGCAAAAUUGCGGUCAAAACGUCUACUCACAUAUACCUGAUAAAUCUAGGAAUCUCAAACUUGCUACUCUGCCUCACCAUGCCAUUCCAGGCCAUAUACUACUCACUUGGGACCAAAUGGCACCAGCACAACACCAUGUGCCAGAUGGCAAUAAAUGGUCUAACUCCAGUGAUCCACAUCAAUAUCUGCAUUGGCGUGAUGAUAUUGAGCUGGGUGGCACUCAGUCGCUUCGCCUCAUUGAUUCAACAUUCCCAUGCUGACCGUCCAAGCCGGUGGCUAAAAAUUAUACCAGGUGCCUUCCUCUGUCGAAAACGACAAGUGAAACUGGCCUAUGCUCUGUGCCUGGUCACCUGGACCAUCGUAACCAUAGUGGUCAUUUCCUUUGUGGUGCUGUACUCGAUCAGUGUGAAAGAGAGCAAUGAAACGUGUUACAGCAUAGCAGUGGAGGUUGGUGGGGAAGGAUCUCACGUCUUCGCAUUAGUGGCUGUUUCAAUGUUCUUUGUCUUCUUCCUGUUGGUCUUAUGCACUUACAUGGCCGUGAUCAGGCACAUCUGGAGGUCCAGAAGAAGCACAGUCAUUUCAGACAACCAGCGAGUAUAUGCAAGAGUGUUUCGGAAUAUUAUUGUCAUUAUGGUGGUGCUGGUGGUCUGUCUCCUGCCGCACCACAUUUAUAAAGCAAUCUUCAUUCAUAUCAUAAACGAGCAGUCUGGGUCUGCAUCACCACCAAAUGACGCUUGUCAUCCACUAUCCAUGUAUGUGGAGUUGAAGAACAUCCUGCUCUGUUUAGCAACUCUGCGGUGUAGCACAGACCCCAUCAUGUACUUCCUGCUGGACAAGAUGUUUCGUAACCAUGCGCUUAGCCUGCUGAGAUUACACGUUAGUGCAAAAGACAGUCAGUCAUCAAAGUCUAAUAUGGGACCGUUAUCUCUGGUAACAAGUGGGUGUCUUUAGACAUUACUUGAGUAGAUACUAUACACGGACAUAAAGGAGUCUCACUGUGAGCGGUGAUCCCUAAAUAUUUAGCUCUGGUUCAGGGAGAAACUGACACAAAUCAGACUUGUGCUUCCGCUCCCACACUGGUUUGAAUCACUGGAGUACUUUAUGUAGCUUUAAAGACAUAGUUUAUCAAUCUCAGACUUUCCUUUUCUGUUCAAAAUAUUUAGUUCUUACUUAACUGGAGUCAUUAAUUGAGAAAAAUGAUAUCUGUGAAGUAUUUAAUCAGGUUUUAAAAAUCACCAUAGUACAGAAAUAGUGAUUUUUUUUGCCAAUGGAUGCUAGUAAUGUGAUGAUACUUUUGCUUUUAGAUCUAAUGGCAAUGUUUCAUACAACUGAUCUCCCGUCUUGAAACGUGCUGGCAUUUCUGGAAAUGCCAUAAAUUGUAUUAAGUUGUACCUUUUAAAUAGAAGUUUUGCUGUUCGUAUGGGGAAGUGUACAUCAGCUUCAGCACUUUUAUGAUGUGGCAUUCCUCAAGGUUCUGUUUUAGCACCACUUUGCUUUUCUCUUUAUAUGCUCCAGCUAGGUCCGAUUUGGAAUAAAUACAAUGUGUCAUUUCAUUGCUAUGCAGACGAUAUGCAAUUGUAUGUACCAUUCAAACCAAAUGACUCCACCACCUAGGAAAAAUUGUUGACCUGUUUUAAUUAAGUCAAAGCAUGGUUGUCUACAAAUUUUUGGAACCUAAAUGAAUCGAAAACAGAAUUGAUUCUCUUUGGUCCUUCUGAACCUGGAGACACAGUGUGAUUUACGAUAGCAAGCUAAAAUUUUACAAAAAGGUAAAGUAAAUCGUCAGAAUGAGAUUUUUCAAAUUGAAUUAGAUCUUAAGCCUUUUUUAUUAUUCAUGCGUUUAUCUUUUCGAGACUACAUUACUGCAACUCAUUAUAUUAUGGUGCGCCAAAUCAAAUUUUAGAUAGAUUGCAGAUGGUCCAAAAUGCAGCUGCAAGAAUGGUCACAGGCACUUGUAAAUUAGAUCAUAUAACCCGGUGUUAAGAUAAUUGCAUUGGUUGCUGGUUCCUUUUGGAGGAUUAAUUUUAAAAUCCUAUUUCUUAUUUUUAAACCUCUAUGGUAUAGCUCUAUCGUAUAUUUCAGAUCCAAUUCAGGAACAAAAGCCAACGGAAAUCUUAUGAUCUCAGUCACAGAAACUUCUAGUUGUCCCUCAGUCAAAAAUGAAAUCUAGAGGGGAUUGCACCUUUGCAGUCGCGCCUCUAAACUAUGGAACAGCUUGCGCUAUAUAUUAGGGAUGUACCAACACUUGAGUUUAAAAAACCUUUUUUAUGGUAGCGUUCGAUCAGAGAUAUGUGUGAAGGUUGCUAAAGGGUUAAAUAAGUAUUUUUGUCCUUAUUUAGGAUAUAUUUAGCCUUUUAUAUAUAUAUAUGUUUUUUUUUUGUAGAUAUUUGGUUAUGGUUUUUAAAUGUUUUCCCUUCCUAUUUAUGUUUUUGUUUGUACAGCACUAUAGUCAACUCUGUGGUUUCACUCAGCGCUUGAGAAAUCAUUUUGAAAUCUGAUUUUACGACACCAAGACCUGAAAUUUCUGUCAUCAUUUUUGUCAAUCUAAACAUUAAUGGCUUUCCCUCUUCUUUUGUCUCAGUGGUUUUUUUUUUUUUUGUCAAUAAAGUCAGCAUGAAAUGGAAAUUCACAAAUUCUCCAAUCAUUUAUUCCACCUAAAACCUCUCUUUCUUACAACUGACAAGAAACUUGCAGUCAGUUUGCAUCCAAUCACAAACCAACUAUUUGAACUAAGUACCUGUAAUAAAUUUUUCCUUCUUUGAUCAGAUUUUUCAUUUGGAUGUAUUUUUUUGCUACUUAUGUUUCAUCACAACUUCAGAAAGUCAUACACAUUUGGAAUGACAUGGGGGUAAAUUAUAACAGAAUGAAAAAAUAUAUUUUUUUGAACUACAGUGUACCUUUGACGUGUUUUUUCACAUAUUUACAGCAUGCCACAUUUUUACUUUUAAAUAUUGUACUGACAUGUCAGGCUGUUUUUCAAACAUAUGUUACUGUUACAGGUCGUUGUACAUGCAGGACAGCUUGUUUCCUUUUUUGUUACAUUACAUUUACUCACUUUCCUGUUUCUAUUCGCAUGCUGGUUACUGUGGUAAAUGUAAUGGCCUUAUAAUUUCUGUACUAGCUUUGUUAACAAGAGUGCUUGCAAAUGGUGCUUUUACUUUUCUGCAGCACACUUAUAUGUCACAGGUAAAGAUGCAUGAUGGAGUAGGUAUCCAUCUAUGUUUCUAAUGACAGCAGCAUUAAAGGCCAUUACUGUACAGACAGUAAAUGUUAGAGUCUAUCAGGAGCUUCAACGUCUGCAUCCAUAUUCCUAUAAAAUAGCAAGAUUAUAGUUACCUAUAUUGUCAAAAUGGCCUGAUACUUCAAAGAAUCCAUGAUGUCCUUCAUACAGUCAUGUCUCAACAUGAAGGUCAUACUUGUCUAGUGUUCUUCUUACACACUGCAUUGAAAUGGUUUUCCUCCUUUCAUCGGGUCACCUUGCAAGUAUUUGGCUGUACAUUGCAGGUUCUUCUCAGUUGCUCUGAUUAAACAUUUUAUGAUAUUGUGCUUUUUCUUCAGCACCCUCAAAGGUUUUCUGGUAAAACACACUUAGGAACACUUAAGUUUAGGAAUAAGGCUGAGAGCUGUGUCUCUAGGAUCUUUCAAUGUCUUGGAAAUCUUCAUAUAGCCUUAGACUUUCUAAAGUAGUACAAUAUGUAUUCUCUUUAGCUUUUGUGAGAUCUCUGUUGACAUUUUUGCUACUAAACUGUAUGUGUAACAGCUCAAGCUAAUUCUGUUUUUGGUAACACUUUAGAAUAAGGUUUGAUUAGUUAAUGUUAGUUAACUACUUUCGUUAACAUGAACUAAGCAAGAACAAUCCUUCUACAGCAUUUAUAAGUCUUAGUUCAUGUUAAUUUCAACAUUUACUAAUGCAUUAUUUAAAUCAAAAGUUGUGCUUGUUAACAAUAGUUAAUGCACUGUGAAUUACCAUGAACUAACAAUGAAUAACUGUAUUUUCAUUAACUAACAUUAACGCAGAUUAAUAAAUACAGUAAUAAAUGUAUUAUUCAUUUGUUCUUGUUAAUUAAUACAUUAACUAACAUUAACUAAUGGAACCUUAUUCUAAAGUGUUACCCUGUUUUUAAUAGAGUUUCUAAAGGCUUGUGUUUUGAGACUGUUUUAAUUCCCCACCAUGCAAAUAAGUGAUUUAAAAACAGCAAGGUUGAAUAGGUGUUGAAUAAUUGAGACAUAGCAGUAUUAUUAAAAAAUCUUAUGACUCAACAAUAUUACAUUAUAUAUUGACAAUAUCACUUUUAAUAUGCCAACGAACUGUUAUAGAUGCAAUUUUUUUUAAACCUGGAUCUUCAGAAAAGCUUGUAUUUUUGAAGUACUGCAGUCUCUGAGGGGUUGAGUAAUUUUGAUUGCAACUGUAGCUAGCUCUAUAAAGCCAUUUUGUCAGAAUAUAGUCAGUGAUAUAAAAGGCAAAGCUUAGUCUCAUUGUAUCCAGACAGAAAACUUAAAAGCUAAAAGGAAACCAUUUGCUUUGUGUAGUAUCAAAUUAAUGGUGCAUAUACUAAACUUACAAAGCAGUUCACAAAGAUCAAUGGUAAAUAUGAGUAUUAUAAAUGGUGAUGGUAGAUUUGCAUUUCAGAGGCAUCACACACUGAAGUUGCAAAUACCUAAUUUUCUCUUUCAAAUCACAUAUAUAGUAUAAAGCCAGAUACAUACAUAAGUAAAGUAACACAAGUAAAAUCUACAGUGCUGAUACUGCUCAUUACACACUUUGUCUAAAUUUUCACCAAAGUUUGUGUUUGCAUUUAUUGAUGACAGUUCAGUGAUACACAGAAUGUAAUUAUUAAUUAAACCAGCGAUUGUUAUGUCUGAUCAAUGGCAAAUAUUAUUGGUAGUGAAACAUAUUUUGAGCUGUAAAAAUAAAUGUAGCAACAUUUUAUUUUCAUGUUUAACUUUUUUAAUUGUCACAUUUAUUUUUGAAGUGUUGUUGCUGUAUAUGUUUGAGGUUUGUAUUCAAAUACUGUAAAUAAAGAUUUCUUAAAAAAAAAAAGAAACCUAUAUAUUAAUAUAAGUAAACCAAAUGUCCUGGCUUGAUAAUAAAUUGCAUUAGCAUAGCAGAAUAUAUGAAGAUUAUUUCCUGUAAACAUCGGCGAUUUUUGGGAGACAUGUUUUCUAUAGUUCUGUAGUUAUAGGUUGAGUUAUAGGUUAGUUCAGCUUUUAAGCAAUUGUCAGCACUUUAUAUUAGUUUCCCUUCUACCGACAGCUGAAGGAUAUUCAUGAGAAAUUGGCGCAGUUUACUCUUGCAGUGUGAUGGUAGGCUUGCACCAUAUGAUAGAAGGUGUAAGUUGCAAAAGUGUGAAAACUGCUAAGACAUGUAAACGUGUAAAAAAAAAAAAAAAAAAGUUUUUUUCAUGUUUGGUUGAAGUAUACAAGAUUUCUGGGAAAUGUGUUUGCUGCGUUCUCUUCAAAAUAUGUCCAAGAAAUUUACACACUGGUCUGUUAUUGUUGGGACAUUUCCACGGCCCUAAACAUGAUGUGGUACAAAACGAAACAUGAUUAGUUACUUUACCUGUCAGUCAUGUGGGCUCUUAGGUUCCCAAACCUAAUGCUAUCAGUAUAAAGGUCUGGCUAUGUGAUACUAGAGUUUGGAAAACCUUACAUUCAUCUGAAUCACUAAGACACCA
Carassius gibelio (silver crucian carp) is the source of this 6032-nucleotide messenger RNA. Its product is annotated as probable G-protein coupled receptor 82. The coding region runs from base 1 to 1308 and encodes 435 amino acids. Gene Ontology annotation, biological process: G protein-coupled receptor signaling pathway. NCBI's taxonomy places the organism in Eukaryota, Metazoa, Chordata, Actinopteri, Cypriniformes, Cyprinidae. The record is from RefSeq and is a predicted model, not a curated record. Gene Ontology annotation, cellular component: plasma membrane. The transcript is spliced from 3 exons. Gene Ontology annotation, molecular function: A1 adenosine receptor binding; G protein-coupled UTP receptor activity.